GUCGAUCAGUUUGCUUUUCCUGUUUGACAUUUCAAUUCUUAUGAAGUCAAGAGUGGAACUGGAACUUGGAAGAUACUUUAAAUUACUAAAAGUAUUUUGGUAACACUUUGCUUGUAAUUGUUAAUUAUCACUGUUAAAAAACUUAAAUACCCUCUCUUCGCAAUAAUGACUACUACAACGAAGCCGAGAUCUGAGAUGACUUUGGAGGAAUUAUCAAAGAUUGAAGAAGAAGAAUUCAGUACUGGCCCUUUGUCUGUUCUAACACAAUCGGUAAAAAACAACACUCAAGUCCUUAUCAACUGUAGAAACAACAAGAAGCUGUUGGGUCGUGUCAAAGCCUUUGACCGGCAUUGCAACAUGGUCCUUGAAAAUGUUAAAGAAAUGUGGACCGAGGUACCGAGACUUGGAAAAGGGAAAAAGGGCAAAGCAGUAAAUAAGGACAGAUUCAUAUCCAAGAUGUUCUUGAGAGGUGACUCUGUGAUUUUAGUUCUACGCAACCCGCUGGCAACAGCAGCGGGAAAGUAAUAGCUUUUUAAGGAUAAGACUAGUUUAAUUCUGUAUUAAUUUCAUACCUACCAAUAAAUAAUAAUUUUCAA
Messenger RNA from Leptidea sinapis, 596 nucleotides. It is a transcript of the gene SmD2, whose product is annotated as probable small nuclear ribonucleoprotein Sm D2. The transcript has 3 exons. Gene Ontology annotation, molecular function: RNA binding. Lineage: Eukaryota; Metazoa; Arthropoda; Insecta; Lepidoptera; Pieridae. Bases 166 to 525 code for a protein of 119 amino acids. Gene Ontology annotation, cellular component: catalytic step 2 spliceosome; U2 snRNP; U1 snRNP. The record is from RefSeq and is a predicted model, not a curated record. Gene Ontology annotation, biological process: RNA splicing; spliceosomal snRNP assembly.